Brassica rapa (field mustard) is the source of this 1035-nucleotide messenger RNA. Its product is annotated as putative defensin-like protein 271. NCBI's taxonomy places the organism in Eukaryota, Viridiplantae, Streptophyta, Magnoliopsida, Brassicales, Brassicaceae. The record is from RefSeq and is a predicted model, not a curated record.
AUAUAUAGUAUCAAUUAUAAAUUAAUAAUAAGAAAAAAUAUGUAGAUAAACACAGAAUAAAUACAUGGAAUUGUCUUUUCUUUUUUCAACAUGUGAUUUUUUUAUUUUUUGAGAUCUUUUUUUAUAAUAUUAAUUUGUAAUCAGUUAAAUAAUAAAUUAUAUGAUUAUUCACUAAAGAUAUCAUCGAGUUUAAUUUUUUUUAUUAAAAAUAAUAACUCAACCUAAAAUCAUGAAGAACAUGAUAACUAAGUAAAUUCAUUUCUCAAAUAAUAUAUAGAUAGAUAAAUCAAAAUACUUAAAAGUAUUUGGAAAUAUACGGAAAUUGUAUGGCAAUGUUUUAUUAACUAUUUUUAAACAUGGAUAUACAAUAUUAUGAUAUUACUAAUAUUUUAAAUAUAGAUUAUUUAUAGCAAUAAGUGCAUGCAUCUUAAUGUAUAUACAUGUAUUAAAUAAUGAGUACUUAUAUUUUUCAAUAAUUUGACUAUGAUUCUUUAAUAAUUUCUAUUAAUUAACUUCUAAUAUUUGUUACUAUACGAUGUGUAUGUACAAUUGGAAAAAACAAUCUCUAAAUUUAAUAUAUUUAUACUAUUUUAAAAUUUAAAAGAUACAGUUACUAUAAAUUAUUUAAAAUUUUUGGCUAUAAAAACCGGAUAUAUAGACUAUUCAUGUUGUGAGUAAUAAAAAAUAAUCAUUAUCAAUUUUAUAUUGCUAAAACGUUUAAUUCCGGAUGACAUCAUCGAAACUUUACUUUGUUGCUCUUUUAAUUAUCCUUUCAGCUCUUGUUAGUAGUGUUCAAUCCAUUCGAAUUAUGGAUGCUUCGUCGGAUUGUGAUUUCAGAGGACCUUGUAAGAAGAAAGAAGAUUGUUAUGCUAGAUGUGAAGUGGACAGACCACCUUUUAAUAAUGCUACAUGUGUACACAAAGGAAGCAGUCGCCAAUGUUGUUGUAUUUUAUCGUGAGUUUUUGAAGAUUUUCUUAUAUUUAAUUAAUGUUAAAAUAAAAUUUCUAAUAAAAAUAUAUUAAGUUAUCCCCUAAA